CUUUCAGCAGUCGAACCGCGGCUAUCGAAGAGGUUGCAUAGAUAAUACGCAAACUCGUUUUUCCGAUCGGUAAACACGCUGCAGAGGAACGCGGCCUUUAAAUCAUAUGAUAAAUCCCCUAACCGACUAGUUUAAUUCAUACAACUGCGAGUUUUAAUACAUAACUACUUUAGUCGCUAAAGGAUGAUUGUUGUUAACGUUUUUAAAUAGACACCGAAUUUAGAUGAUUAUUUAGUAUAAAAAAAAUACGAACAUGGAUAAGGAUUCGUUAGGCGCUACCUCUAGGGGAGCGCAACAAAAAAAGACGCAAAAACCUUUAAAACCUACUUGCAACUUCGGCAUAAACUUGGUGAUGUGUGUUUUGUGUCUUGUGAGUGUGUCAUCAUCAGUGUGGCGGGAAUUUGACAUGAAGAGUAGGUUGUCUGUUCUUGAAGAUAGGGUAGCUUACUUAGAACUAAGGUCGGAUUCUCCGGAAAAAGGAAUGGAAGGAUUGUUCGAACGAUAUCGACGGGAAGCUGUAUAUCAUUUGAAGAGGCGAGUUCUGAGGGAUGUUCCUCAUGAUGGUAGAAGAAUGAGAGAUAUUCCCGAAUGUGUUUGUCCAGCAGGACCUGCAGGACCACCUGGACCACCAGGAGCACCGGGAAAAAGAGGACGCAAAGGAAAAAAAGGAGAAGCAGGAGAACCUGGUUCUCAAGGAGUAGCAGGAACACCGGGCAAGAAUGGUUUUCCGGGGCCCAUUGGACUUGACGGACCUAAAGGGGAACCAGGCAGACCUGGGGAAAAGGGACAAAAAGGUCAAACAGGAAGCGCAGGCAUAGACGUUCUUCAAGCUGUUAAGCUGCCUGGCAGGACUUUAAAAAGAUCGGUAACGACGCUACGAGGUGGAACUCUUGGAUACGCCGAAAUUGUCGCCGUCAAGGGUGAACCUGGAGAACCGGGACCACCGGGCCCACCUGGUCCACCAGGAUCUGAAGGUAUGCCUGGACAUGAUGGUCGGCAGGGAAUGACUGGAGAACCAGGUCCACCAGGUGAACGUGGAGAUCCUGGACCUAUGGGUCCACCUGGGCCUCCCGGUUUGGACGGAAUGAUUGGACCAAAGGGUAUGCCAGGUAGAAAUGGCAGUAAAGGUGAAUCCGGUAUCCCAGGAGACAAAGGAGACAAAGGUGAAAGAGGGCUCACAACAACACUCACUGGUGAUCAAUUCCCUACAGGCAUUAUUGAAGGACCUCCUGGUCCUCCGGGACCACCAGGUGAUAAAGGAGAACCAGGGCCAAUAGGACCUCCAGGAGCUCCUGGAGAAAAAGGAGCAAGGGGAAGGCGAGGGAAAAAGGGCCUAAAUGAAAAUGUGCUAUCUAAAGGCGCUCCUGGAGAGAAGGGGACGGCGGGAUCACCAGGACCUAAAGGAGAUUCGGGAGUUAUGGGUCCUCCUGGUAUUUCUGGAUUAAAUGGAGAACCUGGACUUCAAGGACCUCCUGGACUUCCGGGAUCAACUGGUGAAAAAGGCGAGAAGGGUGAUUAUGGUGAUAUUGGACCUCCUGGAUUAAUGGGACCACCUGGUUUACCUGGACCACCAGGUUAUCCUGGACAAAAAGGAGAGAAGGGAGAAAAAGGAGAUUCGAAAUACAAAAAGCUUAGGAGGCGACAGGGGGACGGUACUGGAGACUUCUAUACUGGAGAAUUGAUAAUGGGACCUCCAGGACCUCCUGGUCCACCAGGAAUUCCGGGUUUGCAGGGUCCACCGGGCAUCAAAGGGGAUCGAGGAGCAGAUGGAUUAAAAGGAGAGCAAGGCGAUAAAGGUUCUAAGGGGGAUCCAGGACCAAUGGGAUUACCUGGACCAAUGGGAUUGAGAGGAGAAAGCGGUAGGCCGGGUGAUUAUGGAAAACCAGGUCCUAUGGGACCUCCGGGACUAGAUGGAAUGAAAGGGGCACAAGGGGAACCAGGAAAUAAAGGAGAGAGAGGAGAUCCUGGCCUCCCGGGUACAGAUGGGAUUCCAGGACAAGAGGGACCCAAGGGUGAUAAAGGAUACAAAGGUGAUGCGGGUCCAUUUGGAAAAAGAGGGAGAAAAGGUGAUAAAGGUGAUAAAGGAGAUCAAGGAGUACCAGGAUUAGAUGCGCCUUGUCCUUUAGGAACCGAUGGUUUACCGUUACCAGGAUGUGGCUGGAGACCACCAAAAGAUAUACCUCGACCUGCUCCACCACCUCCAAUAAACAUGGACUUUGAAACAGAAGAUCCUACUGAUGAAGGUGAGGAUUAUGAGGAAGUCGAAGGUGAAGAGUAUGACGACUAUGCUGAAAUCAACCAAGCACUACCAACUGACAGUUAAUCCACACUAACGUUUCAUAUUUCUAUUAUUGAUCAGGCAUUAACGCGACACCAGGACCUGGUUAGUACUUAUAGUGUGAAGUGACCAUGUAUAUAAUUAGUGUUUCGGGAAUUUUAUAUUAUUAUUUUUUGUUACUAAUCAAUUGAAGAACUAUUAGAACUCUACAAUUUUGUGUCUCUGUAGCCAAUUUUAAAUAUUGAAAUAUUGUCCAUAUAUUUAUAAAAAUUUGUAUAUGUAAAUAAAUGGUUUAUGUCUAGUAUUUUUAGAUUAAGUGAACUACUUUAUAGUCUUUAAAUGCGUUUUUGAAAUUAGUAGAAGUUUCUGUUACGACUAUCAAUUAAUAUAAAUUAUUUGUGACAUAUUUGUUGUACGUUUUUCGAUUAAAGUUUCAUUGUAUA
This is a messenger RNA of Diorhabda carinulata, 2721 nucleotides long. Its product is annotated as collagen alpha chain CG42342. The coding region runs from base 254 to 2323 and encodes 689 amino acids. The transcript has 26 exons. NCBI's taxonomy places the organism in Eukaryota, Metazoa, Arthropoda, Insecta, Coleoptera, Chrysomelidae. The record is from RefSeq and is a predicted model, not a curated record.